This is a messenger RNA of Helianthus annuus (common sunflower), 2402 nucleotides long. RefSeq names its product protein ENHANCED DISEASE RESISTANCE 2-like. Bases 185 to 2308 code for a protein of 707 amino acids. The record is from RefSeq and is a predicted model, not a curated record. The transcript has 18 exons. Gene Ontology annotation, molecular function: lipid binding. Lineage: Eukaryota; Viridiplantae; Streptophyta; Magnoliopsida; Asterales; Asteraceae.
AAACAAAAACCUAUCUUGGUUUGAUCCUCAAUCUCUCUUUCUAAUUCUCUGGUUCCCUUUUGUGGAAUCAGAGGAUCAUCAUCAUUAGAUUUAUACCCAUGCAAACUCUAAUAAUAUUUUUUAAGAGAUACAACCUUCUUGGUACCCUUUAAAGAUUCAAAAUCUAACGGUUAACGAAAACAUAAUGGAGACUAGACAAAUGGAUUCGCCGAAAUCUGAUCCACGGAUGGAGGGAUGGCUUUAUCUCAUUCGAUCCAACCGCUUUGGAUUACAAUAUUCUCGCAAAAGGUAUUUCAUUCUUGAAGAAAAUUGCCUCAAGAGCUUUAAAUCUAAACCGGCUUCAGAAGCGGAUAAUCCACUAAGAAGCGCGACGAUAGAUUCUUGCAUACGAGUCACAGACAAUGGAAGAGAGAGCUUCAGUAGAAAAGUGUUCUUCAUUUUCACCCUUUACAAUACUUCAAAUCACAAUGAUUUUCUUAAGUUAGGAGCAAGUAAUCCAGAAGAAGCUGCAAGUUGGAUACGUUCGUUACAGGGUGUUGCAAUGCAGCAAGGAUCAAACUCAAAGCGAAGAUGGGAAUUAAAUGACCCCAAGAAUGCUGCAACUCGUAAACGUUCUGUGGAUUGGACCUCAUCUGCAACCAUGCAUGUCGACGCCAUGACAUCCGAUGUCAUUGCGCCUUCACAAUGGAAAAUAUUCGGUUGUAAAAAUGGGCUGCGCCUAUUUAAAGAAGCGAAAGAUAACAAUUCACAGACUUCAAAUGAUUUUCCUGCUAUAAUGGCAGUUGGCGUAAUUGAGGGAGCUUGCGAAGCUGUUUUCAGAACCGUCAUGUCGCUUGGUCUCUCCAGAUCCGAAUGGGACUUCUGUUUCUAUAAUGGCAGCGUGGUCGAGCACCUUGAUGGUCAUACAGACAUCAUACACAUUCAGCUAUGCCGCGACUGGCUACCAUGGGGAAUGAGCCGACGAGAUUUACUUUUGAGACGAUACUGGAGAAGGGAAGAUGACGGAACUUAUGUAAUUCUCUGCCAUUCUGUGAUCCAUAACAAGUGUCCACCGCAACAAGGAUACGUUCGAGCUUGGCUUCAAAGUGGUGGAUUUGUGGUGAGUCCUUUGAAUCAAGGAAAGGAAUGUGUGGUCAAACAAAUGCUUUCGAUCGACUGGAAAUUAUGGAGAUCGUAUUUGCCAAAAACAUCUUCGCGAUCCAUGACUAUACGCAUGCUGUGUCGAGUUUCAGCACUGAAAGAGUUGUUCAGGGCAAAAGGGGGAGACCAGUUUCCUGUAGAGUUCUUAACAGGAGAAGUUGAAUCGAUUCAAGCAAGCGAAGAACAGACCAAACACGAAGGCGGCUUGAUGGAACAACAAGAUGACAAAAAGGAAGACGCGAAUUCUAUGAUAAAUGAUGCACCUGUUUCUUGUUCAUCAAGUCUUAUCGGAUUGAACGACGCGUCUGAUGAAUUCUAUGAUGUUCCGGAACCUUUGGAAGACAAACGAGAUACGAACCCUCAAGAAGAACCACAACUUCAUCCUAAUCUAUCAACAGCUGCCAACUUUGUGAAAAAACUGCAUGGUCUUUUGGACUCCAACGCGACACGUUGUUACGGAUCAACAUUACAAAAGGAUUCUACGUUUAACACGCCUUGCACGUGGGCAGCUUCUGAUCCUUCUUUGUUUCUGGUUCGUGGACGGAAUUAUCUCAAAGACAACGAAAAGAAUAAGGCGAAAGGCACGAUGAUGGAAAUGGUUGGUGCCGACUGGUUACAGUCUGAUAAACGUGAAGAUGAUCUUGCAAGCCGUCCAGGUGGCAUUGUUCAGAAAUAUGCAGCCAAAGGUGGACCUGAAUUUUUCUUUGUGAUCAACAUACAGGUCCCGGGUACUUCCGCUUAUAAUCUUGUUCUAUAUUACAUGACAAGAACUCCUUUGGAAGAAUCUCUUUUACUAGAACGGUUUGUGAACGGUGAUGAUACUUUUAGAAACUCAAGAUUUAAGCUCAUACCAUACAUAUCUAAGGGAUCAUGGUUGGUAAAGCAAAGUGUUGGGAAGAAAGCGUGUUUGGUUGGUCAAGCACUCGAAGUGAAUUAUUGUCGAGGGAAGAAUUACUUGGAGCUUGAUAUUGAUGUGGGUUCAUCCACCGUGGCACGAGGUGUGGUUAAUCUUGUACUUGGUUACUUAAACAGUUUGAUUGUAGAAAUGGCCUUCUUAAUACAAGCUAACUCGCAAGACGAGCUACCAGAAUCCCUUCUCGGUACAUGUCGGUUGACUCAUAUGGAUAUUGCCAAGUCUAUCUCCGUCGAUUCUCUUAAUAACAGUUAGGUCAAACACGACAACAAGUUGACUUACAUGUACAUGAAUUUUUUUUGUCUUGAGCAAACGAAGGCAUAAACAAUGUAUAUAUCAUGUAAACUCG